AUGAACCAGAUAAAUUAUUUGAGUUUCUAGUUUGAAAACAAAUUCAAUUUUUUUUUUAAAUUAAACUAAAUACAAAAAGAUAUUAUUCGAGUAUAUUCAAAUAACAAAUAUAAGGUAAUAUAUUUAUUUUCAUUAUAGUCUGGAAUUGCCAAGAGUGCAAAAGGUGUAAAGUUUGGAUUUGGUAAAAAUAAGAAAGCUCUACAAUUUAGGUUUUUGAAGGCUGGACUUUUAGUAAAUAUUUAUGAAAAUUUAGUUCCUUGUUAGUCGUAUUCAUCGAAAUUCAAAGCAAAGUAUAUCUGCUAAAACAGAGUAGGGAUUACAAGCAGUUUUCACAUCAACAAUUUUGGAAUAUUUAACAGCAGAAGUGCUAGAGUUAAAUUAUAAUAAGGGGAAAUGA
Molecule: messenger RNA, 397 nt
Organism: Paramecium primaurelia
Lineage: Eukaryota; Ciliophora; Oligohymenophorea; Peniculida; Parameciidae
Source: the annotation of a GenBank genome assembly